Anopheles coluzzii is the source of this 3144-nucleotide messenger RNA. RefSeq names its product protein RUFY3. Gene Ontology annotation, cellular component: cytoplasm. Lineage: Eukaryota; Metazoa; Arthropoda; Insecta; Diptera; Culicidae. Bases 408 to 2867 code for a protein of 819 amino acids. Gene Ontology annotation, molecular function: metal ion binding. The record is from RefSeq and is a predicted model, not a curated record. The transcript is spliced from 9 exons.
UACAGUUUCAUUCAAUCCGUCUGUCCACGCUCGGUGGUCUAGCGUUCGUACCACAGCAGGCGUUGCGUUUGGUGAAAAAUCGAUAAUUUUAGCCAAUGCAGAACGGCCGCGGUGUAGUUCUGCCAGACUGCAAGGUAAUUUGUACGCUGGUUUAGGGCAACAAUAUGCAGUAAUUGUGUGUAUUUUGGAUACGGUUGGAUAAGGAGAAUAUCACACCGACUAGAUAACGUUGGUGUUGAAGUGCCCAUUUGCUCCAAUGCAAUACCGUCCUCGUGACGACAAAGGGUGAACGAAAGUGCGUUACCAGACGGCAAAAUAUUUCAAUCGACACGGGACAGUUUAACUACAGCAGCAAAACGGAAACAUUGCUGAGUCACCCGUUAGGCUCCGUAAAUCGCACUCCCAAAAUGCGUGCGUUGGGCAUUGCACAGCCGAACAACCAUCAUCAAACGACGGUCGCCAGCAACAACACCACCACCUCCACCUCCUCCUCCUCCUCCUCCACCACCGCCAGCAAUGUCGGCAGCGUCGGUGCGUCGACCGGUGGCAGCGCGGCGGCCGGGAUCAACGGUAAGAACGGCAACGGAGAUGGACACCAUCACGGACCGGGUGCCACCCUGAUUACGCUGCCCCGUGCCAUCCCCGCCGGCACCGGGUCGGCCGGCGAUGGACACCACCGCCUACCGGGUGGGCAGCUGCGGACGGCCGGACACGGUGGCGUGGUGGCCGGCGGGGGCAGCGUCAGCGAUACCGCCGCCCAGGACACGAUCUAUCUGUGCAACUUUCGCGUCACCGUCGACGGCGAGUGGCUCUGUCUGAAGGAGCUGCAGGAUCUCGAUAUCAAAGACGGCCAGGCGGGCGGUGGCGGCGGCGGCAGCGGCGGGGCCGAUGCGCUGGGCGGCGGCGGAGGUGGUGCGGGCGGAGGAACCAGUGACUGCAACGCACUCAAUAGUUUCGGUAUAAUAGAGAACGUAAAAUGCGAAGAGAAGAUUAUCGAGCGCGAUUGGGUUAACUACUACUCUCGCGAUCCGGCCUCUAUCGAGCGGAGCAAUCUGGUGAAGAUAUGCAAACUGGUGGUGAAGGAAUUGCUGGAGCAGUCGCUGCGCUUUGGCCGCAUGCUCGACUCGGACCACCUUCCGCUGCAGCACUUUUUCAUCGUACUAGAGCACGUUCUGCGCCAUGGGCUGAAGCCAAAGAAGGGUCUGCUGGGACCCAAAAAGGAGCUGUGGGACAUUUUACAAAGCGUCGAGCGGUACUGCGUUGAAGCGAUGGAUAUUACUUCCUCCGUGCGCGAUCUGCCCACGGUACGAACGCACAUGGGACGCGCCCGAGCGUGGUUGCGUUUGGCGCUGAUGCAAAAGAAGCUUGCGGACUAUCUGCAGGUGCUGAUCGAGCAUCGGGAUGACUCGCUAGCCGAGUAUUACGAACCGCACGCGCUAAUGUUGAGCGAUGAGAUAAUUAUCAUCGUCGGCAUUCUCGUGGGCCUGAAUGUGAUCGAUUGCAAUCUGUGCGUGAAGGAGGAAGACCUGGACUCGCAGCAAGGUGUGAUCGAUUUUUCGCUGUACCUUCGCUCCAGCUCUCGCAACAGCCCGGACGAGGAAAACAAUGGUGGUGUUGGGGGUGGGAUCGAUGACAGUGCCACCGGUGCCAUGACGGCCGUGCUGGACCAGAAGAACUACAUCGAAGAACUGAACCGACAUCUCAAUGCUACGGUGGCGAACCUGCAGGCUAAGGUUGAAUCACUCACCACGACCAACGCGCUCAUGAAGGAAGAUUUGGCAAUCGCACGGAACAGCCUAAUGGCGCUGCAGGCCGAAAAUGCUGCCCUCCGAAGGGCGUCCCAGCAUGGGCACCCGAUCGAGGACAAGACGAACGUGCUGGACCGGUUCGAUCCCGAGAUGGCGGAAACACUGGCGGAAGAGCGCAAAAAACGGCAGGAAAUCGAAAAGGAGCUGGAUCUUCAAGUAUCGCUGAAAGCGGAAACGGAAAUGGCCAUGAAGCUGCUGGAGAAGGAUAUACACGAAAAGCAGGAUACGAUCGUGUCGCUGCGUCGCCAGCUCGAGGAUAUCAAGUCGAUCAAUCUCGACAUGUACCGUAAGCUACAGGAGUGCGAAGCGUCGCUGAAGCACAAAACUGAGCUAAUGUCGCGGAUGGAAACGCAGCGCGAAUCGAUGGCCAGUGCAAUUACGCAGCUGGAGAAAAAAUACAGCUCGGAAACUGCGAGCCUGAACGCGUUGCAAGAAUCCUCUCAGGCACUGUCGCUUCAAGUGAUCGCCAGCGAGCAGCGAGCCGCCCGGGCCGAAGCAGAUCUGCGCAUCGAGCGCGAGUGGCGAACGGCUAUGCAGGAGAAGGAAAUGGAACACAAAGAAGCGAUCAGCGAUCUACAGCUGCAGGUGAAACAAUUGAUGGAUGAUUCCAAGCAACUCGGAAAAGCCAACGUAGAGCUGGAAAAGCUUCGCAGUCAGUGGGCCGAAGAUCAGCGGACGCUGGAGGAGCUGGGCGUACAGCUGAGCGUCAGCAAGCUACAGAUCUCGGAGCUAAAAGAAAAAGGUGCCGGAGGAAGUCAGCACAGUUCCGACCACACCAAAGGGGACGGGGGUGAAUCGGGUGUUGGUGGCACUGGCGGCGGUUGGACACCGGAUAAGGUCGUUUCGAAGUGCACCGGUUGCGAGAAGGAGUUUAGCAUAACGCGCCGAAAGCAUCACUGCCGUAAUUGUGGGAAGAUAUUUUGCUCCAGCUGCUCGGAGCACGUGGCCGCGCUAGGGGGAACGGGUGCGCCGGAUCACCAGCAAUCCGGGACACCGAACGGAAGCAGCAAACCGGUGCGCGUGUGUGAUCAUUGUUGGGAAAAGUUGGCCACCAAGUAGUGGAGCAGACACCAAGGGGCGGGGGACGUGAUGCCAGCGCCACGUUUUCAAAGGUUUUAAUUAUUGAAGCGAAUCAAUUCCAACCACUCGACAAAAUGCUACCCGGGAUGCCUUAUCUAUUAGCGAAACUACCAUGUGGUGUUGUGCAUAAUCAGCGUCGUGUAUGCAAAACGAAGCAGCAGUAGUAGAGUAUCAGCUCGACAAAUGUUUCAUACAUCUUUAUAUACUUGGAAUGUUCGGUAGAAUAUUUAUUUUAAUAAAUAUAAGUACAUGUAAA